This is a messenger RNA of Vigna umbellata (rice bean), 2033 nucleotides long. RefSeq names its product RING/FYVE/PHD-type zinc finger family protein. The record is from RefSeq and is a predicted model, not a curated record. NCBI's taxonomy places the organism in Eukaryota, Viridiplantae, Streptophyta, Magnoliopsida, Fabales, Fabaceae. Gene Ontology annotation, molecular function: phosphatidylinositol binding; metal ion binding.
UAUAAUAUUCAGGGCUGCACGCAAGGGAGACGUAAAAACCUAGGGGGAGCUCUGUUUUGAUCACACGCCAUUGAAGCUCUAAUUCCAAUUCUAUCAUCAACCCUUUUCGUCUUUCCUCUCAGAUUUUCGUUCUUUUCCAAUUCAGUGGUGCAAAAUUUUCUUUUUCUGAUAAUAAUUGCAGAUAUUAUACGCACAUACAUGCCCUAUUUUGGUUUUUGUUCUAGGUUUGCCAAUGGAGGGCAAAAUCUUGGAUCAUCAGAAUCAGGUGCAAGCGCAAGCUGUGGAAAAUUUAUCACAAAGGCUUUCUAGUUUCUCCGUUAGGGACCAGAUAUCCAAUUCCGAUUCUCCUCAGGAUGAUGAGGUCGGUGGUAGGAGGAGGAGUUGCGAUACUACAGAGUAUUCUGAUUCUUUUUCCUCUGAUAGUACUGCACGGUACUCUAUAAAUUCUUCUAGAUUGUAUCCUGAAUUCCCCGAAAAACAAUUGGAAAACCAUAACGAAGAUAUGGAGUCUUCAGCUAAUCUUCAGAAGCAGGGAAGGUACUUCUAUUACGAUACUCCACUGCAGGAAGAUACUGGAGUGUGGAUACCAGUUUCAGUUCCACCUAUGUUAGAAGAUGAUCAUAAAGAGUGGGCCAAAGGUUUUCACUCAAACGGUGGCUAUUUUCCUGAUGAGGACUUGGGGUGGAAUCAAUAUGUAGGAGAUGAAAGGGAAUUGACUAUGUGGGAUGUGCUAGCAGAAAUGUUACUUGUGGCUCGGGGAAAAGUGACUUCUUUGGCAUCAGGAGAUAUUAAUAUGUGUAAUUUUUCAUGGAUAUCCAGCCGUGUACUACUUGAACAAGCUUGGAGAGAGAUGGCACAAACUCUCACAGAGGCCAAUUUUGGUAAUGUGAAGGAACUAUUAGAAGCCGAGCCCCCAAAGUGGUUAGCUGAUAGUGCUGCUUCUUCUUGUAUGCUUUGUGGUGUGAGGUUUCAUCCCAUCAUGUGCUCUCGACAUCACUGCCGGUUUUGUGGAGGAAUAUUUUGUGGUGAGUGCUCUAAAGGGAGGAGCUUGUUGCCAUCAAAAUUCCGAGUUUCUGACCCCCAAAGAGUAUGUGAUGUAUGCUGUGUCCGACUCGAGUCUGUACAGCCUUAUUUAAUGGAUCAUGUAAGCAAUGCUGCUCAGUUGCCAACCCAUGACCUGACAGAUCUGAGCACUUUGAGAUCUUGGGUUAAUUUUCCUUGGUGGCAGUCCAUGGAAUGUGAAAUUUACAAGGCAACUAACACUAUCAAGGCAUAUAAUCAGAUUGGUUUUCUAAAGCCCGAGAAGUCAAUUCCAGAUGUCAUUCUAAGAAAAGCAAAAGGCCUUGCAAUUAUCACUGUGGUUAGAGUGGGAGUGGUGGUUACGUAUAACAUUGGAACAGGACUUGUGAUUGCACGAAGGGAAGAUGGUUCAUGGUCUGCUCCAUCUGCUGUGUCCACCUUUGGUGUAGGGUGGGGAGCUCAGGCCGGAGGAGAAUUGACAGACUUCAUUAUUGUCUUGAGAACAGAUGAUGCUGUCAAGACAUUUAGUGGCAAUAUGCAUGUUUCACUUGGAGCUGGUUUGAGUGCUGCAGUAGGCAUUGUUGGUAGAUCAGUUGAAGCUGAUGUUCGAGCUGGUGAUGGUGGUUAUGCUGCUUGCUAUACCUACAGCUGCAGUAAAGGUGCAUUUGUUGGAUGUUCACUUGAAGGGAGUAUGGUGACUACUCGCACGCAAGAAAAUUCCCGUUUCUAUGGCAGCCAGUCUAUAGCUGCAACAGACAUACUUGGCUCGUUGCCUAGGCCACCUGCUGCUGCCAUUCUCUACCGUGCACUUGCUGAUCUCUAUUCCAAGGUUGAUGGAUGAUUCAAUGCUUCAACAUCAUUCCUUUCGCUCACUGGACAUUGCCAUUAAGUACAUAUUUUGUACAGCUUCUAAGUCACACUCACUGUAAACCAUCGCGUCAUUAUUUAUCUUGUAAAUAUAUAUGCAGAUGUGAUAUUUUACACUUUGUUGAUCAAGAUGGAGGGAUUGGUGA